AUGGGCGCCUAUCUCUAUGGGCGCCUAUCUCUAGGGGCACCUAUCUCUAGGGGCGCCUAUCUCUAUGGGCGCCUAUCUCUAUGGGGGCACCUAUCUCUAUGGGCGCCUAUCUCUAUGGGCGCCUAUCUCUAUGGGUGCCUAUCUCUAGGGGCGCCUAUCUCUAGGGGCGCCUAUCUCUAUGGGCGUCUAUCUCUAUGGGCGCCUAUCUCUAUGGGCGCCUAUCUCUAUGGGCGCCUAUCUCUAUGGGCGCCUAUCUCUAUGGGCGCCUAUCUCUAUGGGCGCCUAUCUCUAUGGGCGCCUAUCUCUAUGGGCGCCUAUCUCUAUGGGCGCCUAUCUCUAGGGGCGCCUAUCUCUAGUGGCGCCUAUCUCUAUGGGCGCCUAUCUCUAUGGGCGCCUAUCUCUAGGGGCGCCUAUCUCUAUGGGCGCCUAUCUCUAGAAGCGCCUAUCUCUAUGGGCGCCUAUCUCUAG
Messenger RNA from Closterium sp. NIES-65, 468 nucleotides. The record is from the annotation of a GenBank genome assembly. NCBI's taxonomy places the organism in Eukaryota, Viridiplantae, Streptophyta, Zygnematophyceae, Desmidiales, Closteriaceae.